Molecule: messenger RNA, 3008 nt
Organism: Aspergillus costaricaensis CBS 115574
Lineage: Eukaryota; Fungi; Ascomycota; Eurotiomycetes; Eurotiales; Aspergillaceae
Product: Sin1 family protein
Exons: 3
Coding region: 293-2809 (838 amino acids)
Biological process (GO): TORC2 signaling
Cellular component (GO): TORC2 complex; cytoplasm; plasma membrane
Molecular function (GO): phosphatidylinositol-4,5-bisphosphate binding
Source: RefSeq, a predicted model, not a curated record
GGACGCUCUUCCUCGUCCCUUUGCGUUGCUUAUCCCUCAUUUUUUUAACCAUCAGGCUGGUCCUGCAUUCACAUCCCACGGUCGCUCUCUUUUCCUACUACUUCUUUUUUCGGCCUGCGCCAGUUCAGCGCAUCCAUCCAUUUCCCCUUGUUGCACCAGCCCGGAGAUCAUGCCCACUCGAAUCCCGACAGCGGUUUCGCUCUUCCUGGCGUAAAUGGUCGUUCUUCCGUGAUUGUGACGAGGCCUACUCUAUCUCUUACUACUCAUCUCUUGUCUUGCAGCGAUUGUAACCAUGUCUCUUCUCCACAAUGAAGAUUUCACAAUCUGGCAGUUGCGCACUUCCUAUCUGUCGACCAUAAAGGACGGCAUAGGCGAUAGGCUUAUCAACGUGAACAACACCGUGCUCAACACGCCAGGAUUCCGCGCAGCUGGCUGGUCUUCGGCUUCUACAAACCCCAAUACGCAGAGCGCGGCUGCCCACAUUAAGCGGACAAAUUCACCCCCAAUCCCUACUACUACGGCGGUUACCUCGGAAUAUUACCAGCUAGGUGUUGCCCGAGACGAUGCGCAGAGAUUCGGCCUGGUGGAUGAAGGCGACGAUGACGAAGGGGGAAUGGUGACGGGGAAGACCAACACAGAGCUGAUUGGGCGUCGCAACCGCGGGAAACGAGUCCACCGGAGGGAACGACAGCAGCAUGAGCAACAGAAACACAGAGAAGCGGAGGACGAUGACAGCAGUGACCUGAGUGAUGAGAGCGACGAUGAUGGGGACAGUGCUCGAAGUGCUGCGAACCAGAUCAAGUUUACGAAGAUGCCCAUACGAACAAGAGCCGGAUCUUCACCCAUACGUUCAUCAGACCGCCAGGAGAGUCCUCAGGUUAUGGUCACGUCUCCAUCACAUCCGACAAUGGGUACCCAUUACCGUACGGGCUCAUUGGGAACAGCUGUUAGCAGCAUAAACGAGCGGCCGCGGCGCGAUACUACGACUACAGCCAGCAGCGACAUAUCUUCGGACAAUGACCUGGAUGCAUCUGCCUUCAGAAGGCGUCAGAUUUCGUUCUCUAGCCAUGAUCAGGUCAUAGAACCCGCGAGAAGGAGAAAUGGCCCACCGGGCCCUCGGGACCUGGAAGAACUCCAUGAGCAAGCCGAGGACUCAGGAGCUGAAUCUGUGGGUUCGGCCCUGUCGUCUGAUUUUGACGCAACAGCGGGUUCUGCGUCAUUACUUGCAGGGGUUGGGAUCACUGGUAGCUUAGAUUCAUCCUCGCCAGUUGCUCUGAUGCACAAGCUGCAGAAUGGCACGGGUUCACAGACGGCAUCCCCGAGGAAACCCAGAGGCCCAGCGCCAGAGUUACAGGAUCUGCCACCUCCACGGCCAAUCAGCACUGUCCAGCCAGUCAGUUUGCUUUCCAAGGCACUUAAUGCGCGCAAGAAAGCACCGACGAACCCGGUGGAGAAAUUCGCGGUGCUUUCAGGCAAGGGCUUGACCGAUGUCCUGAACAUCAAACUCUACCUGCCAUUCUCCGCCGAUCCCGAUGAACCACUCGAUUUGCCAAUUGCGCGCGAGUCCAAGCUUGCAGAGCAGCCUGCACCGGUAACAGUUGUUGAAGCAAUCGGCUUAGCGCUUUGGAGAUACAGCGAAGAAGGUCGCGAACCGGCUGUUGAACGCAGCAAGCUUACCGUGAACAUGUGGACGCUGCGAAUGGUGGAAGAUGGCGAAGUCGAAUAUGAUUUUCCCGCUUUAGGUCGAACAUCGCCAAUUGCUGACUUUACCUCGAAUAACAAUCGGGCAGCUGGUCGACGGACUCGGGGAAAACAGUAUGAUGAAUUCGCGCUAGUCGAAGCAUCCAAGGCGGAAUUCGAAGCAAACGAGCGUCAAUUCCCCCAGUUCAGCCAGACAGCUGCUUCUGAAGAUAGCGGAGAGACACCUGCACCGACGAGUGCCCCGACAAGCCAGCCGGUCCCGCAAAGCAAGGCACCUCGCCCGAACCCGAUUUUGGGACAACCCUUCUCGUCGGCUUUGAACGACAAUACACUAACACCCGCGGAUCGGCCUGCCGUGCCCACGUCCCAUGCCACACCUCGCCUGGGGGUGUCAAAGACACUGAAAAUCCGGUUCAUCAAUGUGGAAGCGUCCACCCAGGUGACGACGCUCAACACGUCUACCGACAGCUACAUCGCCGAGAUCCUCGAUUCGGUGUGCAAGCGAUGGGGCCUGGACAAGGGGAACUAUCUACUGAAGGUGAUGGGAUCCAAUACGAUCGCACCGCUAGACCGCACCGUGGAAGCCCUGGGCAAUAUCACGGAGCUGGACCUGGUGCGCCGACGAUUCGGGCCGCAGUCGCUAACGGGCUCCCCGGGCAGCUCCUCCCCGAACGCGCCGCUCCUCAUCGACAGCACCAGCGCGCCCAGCAAGAAGGGGAAGAAGAGCGGACAGCGCAUGCUACACCCGCUCACACAGAAGCAAGAUCUCAUUGGAGGAUAUUACCGGCGGUACUACGUCUGGCGCAAACAAUCCAUGGGCUUUACGCAAUCCAACCACCGGAUCUUGACGUUUGACAACGAUUACAUGCAUAUCAUGCCGGCGGACACGGGCAAGACAGCGUCGGACACCAAGACGCGGUCGAUCAGCUUCAACGAUGUCGUGGGAUGCAAGGUGAGCCGGCGACACCCGAAGAAUUUCCGGGUGGUGGUGUUGCGCGGCAACGAUGCCAACGAGCAGAAGCGGUAUGAUUUUGAGGCACGCAAUGCGCUCGAAGCGGUGGAAAUCGUGGACGAGAUCAAGAAGAACAUGGCGCAUUAUCGCAUCUAAGGGACGCAUUGCUAUUGUUAUUUGCUUGCUGUUUUAUUGAGGGAACCGAGAAGUGGAAGCGAGCCCUCCGACCAUUGUUUGGAGGGGGGCGGCGUUGCCAUCUUUGCUACUAGGUAGGAGUACAUAAGGCCGGGCAGCUUUCGGGUUGGAUUUGAAGUUUGCAGCAGCAUGGAGCCAGGGCUACGGGGGAAUCAACAAC